This is a messenger RNA of Chara braunii, 2826 nucleotides long. The record is from the annotation of a GenBank genome assembly. Lineage: Eukaryota; Viridiplantae; Streptophyta; Charophyceae; Charales; Characeae.
AGAGAGAGAGAGAGAGAGAGGUCCAUCCUGCUCGUCUCUCUCCCUCCACCUUCCUCUUCCUUCCUCCUCCUUCCUCCUCGUCUCCUCUCGUCCAUCCUUCCUCCUCCCUCCUCCUUCCCCCGCGUGCCACGUGCCACACCAGCACGCGCGGCACGCAAGCUCUUGUCGAUCUCUCCUCCUCCUCCUCCUCCUUCCUCCUCCUUCCUCUUCGUCUCGUGUCCUCCUGCUUCCUCCUCCUUCCUCCUCCUUCCUCCUCCUUCCUCCUCCUUCCUCCUCGUCUCCUCUCCUUCCUUCCUUCUCGUCCCCCUUCCUCCUUCCUUGUUUUUCCUCCUGCCACGUGACACAGCGCCACGCGUUUUUCUUUUGUUUUUAAAUCUUGCCUGACUUGUCGAUCUUUCUUCUUCUUCCUCCUCCUCCUCCUCCUCCUCCUCCUUCCUCCUCGUCUCCCCUCUUCCUCCUUCUUUCUUCCUCCUUCCUCCUUCCUUCCCCUUCCGCUCCCUUCCUCCUGGUCUCCCCUCGUCCUUCCUCUCACCCCAUUCCUCCUCUUUCUGCCACGUGGCACAGCAUCACGAGCUUGUUCUUCUUCUUCUCGAUCUGUCCUUCUUCCUCCUUCCUCCUCUUCCUCCUUCCUCUUCCUUCCCCCUCCUCCGUCCUCCUCCUUCCUGCACGGCAUGGCAUCGUCCGCGUGACGAGGUUGCUCAGCCCAGGCAUAGGGCCUCGCGUAGCAGCUCGAGGUAAAAUCUUUCAAUCUCGAAUCGUCGGCCCUGUGGCGUGGCGAGCUACGGAAUGCCGGGCCCGAUGACUGCCGACACUGAUAAGCGGAGCCUCGCACGGACAGGGGAACCCCAUGGUGACGCUGGACACUUGCCAAUUUCGCUCGCCUUCUCUUCGAUCUCCUGUGUUUCGUAGCCAGUCUGUUGCAGACGUUCACGGAGCGGCUUGAAUUGAGGCGCGGCGAACUAGCUCUCCUCUCUCUCUCUCUCUCUCUCUCUCUCUCUCUCUCUCUCUCUCUCUCUGUCUGUUGGCAUUGUUCGUGUUUGCGUGCGCCUCUCUCUCGCGCGCUCGCGUAGUUGUCUGUUCUCUCUCUCUCUCUCUCUCUCUCUCUCUCUCUCUCUCUCUCUGAGCCGCUGUCUUUGUGUGCUUCGUGCGCGUUCCGUUUGUGUGCCUGCAUAUUCUGUCUCCUCUGGUCCGUCUUUACCUGUGACCAAAAGUGGAAUCGCGUAUCGGGACUUGAGAAAAUGCUGCCGUCACGGAAGCGUUCGCGUUCGUACGACGAUGUGGACGGCAGAGAUGACGACAGAGGCGCGUCAGAGAGGGAGUUUGGAGACAUGCCGUUUGUGGAGGAGGCAGAGCCUGGUGCCUUCGAGCCACCGCAGAAGCUUGUGGCGUUGCACUAUAACUUGAGAGAGAAUCAGACGAAGGCGGCGAGGGAGAAUAGUCCCAUCAUCCAUCUGAAGAAGCUGAAUAACUGGGUGAAGAGUACUCUGAUUCGGCGCUAUACCUCGAGGGGAGAUGCCGUGCUUGAUCUGGCGUGCGGCAAAGGCGGCGAUCUUCUCAAAUGGGACAAAGCUCAAGUCUCCUACUACGUUGGUGUCGAUAUUGCGAUCGGCUCACUGAAAGAUUUUCAAGUUCGGUACAAUGGUCCCUCCGACCACAGUCGCCACUGGCAGCCCACCAAAUUUCCCGCCAAACUCAUUUGCGCUGAUUGCUUUGAGGUCUCUUUGGAAGAGCCGUUAAAGGACGACGCUCCCUUCGAUGUCUGCAGCUGUCAAUUCGCUUUGCAUUACUCUUUCCAGACGUGCGAGCGAGUGGAAACAGCCCUAAGGAACGUGGCGUCGAUGCUUAGGCCCGGCGGCGUGUUCAUAGGGACCAUGACCGACGCUAAUGUCAUCGUUAGGAAGCUGCGCGAAGCCACGACGACCCUGGAAUUCCAUAACAGCGUUUAUGGGGUUAGGUUCGGGGAGGCUUGGGCCGACAAGAAAUUCGCCAUGGACGAGCCGUUCGGGAUCGAGUACCAGUUCCACCUCGAGGACGCCGUGGAUUGUCCCGAGUACUUGGUCCCCAUGCAGGUGCUGCAAUGGAAGGCAGAUCAGUACGACCUCGACCUCGAAGUGAAGGAGAACUUUCACGAGUACAUUCACAAACACUGUCAAGAACCGGAGAAUGCGGAGUUGAUGAGGAAGAUGGGGGUCCUGGGAAACGACAAACAAGGGACGGUCAUCUCAGAGGACGAAUGGGAUGCCGCCUACUUGUACCUCGUGUUCGUUUUCCGGAAACGGGGGGGAAGGCCUCGGCCUCAAGACCAGCCGAGACGGGAUCGGGGCGGGUUCAGAAUUAUCAACGUUGAAGACAUAGUAACGCUGUCCUGAGAAUGGGCGUGUAGAGCCUGUAGGGGGGGGGGGGACAGGUCCGGAUCGCCAUAGAUAUAGAGGAGGGACAGGUCCGGAUCGCCAUAGAUAUAGGGGGGUCGAGGGAGGGUGGAGAGAAGAGCUUGAGAAGCAUCGACGUUGACGUUGAAAGAUAUCGCAUGUGUUAAGGGUUGUCGUGACGAAAGUGUGACCACUAUCCGUGUGUUGGCAGUGUGGGGGAGGGGCAGGUCGGGAUCGCGAUAGAUCGCGGGAGAAUGCUUGACAGGCAUGAGAAGCGGUAGCACUGCAGGGCGGGUCGGGGCGGGGCGAGAAGAGAAGAGUGUGAACCGAGCUGGAUUGCUGUUGUUUUUUAAAUUUUGAACAAAUCAAUGAAUCCAUCGAUGGCCUUGGUUGUCGGUCUGCGACUCUGAUGAAACGGGAUAACCCGUCGGUAUCGCAAUGAACAGCCGAGGCUAGA